UCUUGACAUGAUUUGACGGAGAACAUGUGAGCAAAUGACGCCCAACGAAACUUGAUCAUGCCAGGAGAAAAUGAGUCCAAAAAUAGAACGUUUCCAAUAAUUUGGUAUCCUAAGCCAAGCAGCUAGUGCGCACUUUCUCUCUCCUGGGUCACCCUAGAGGUCAGCAACUGUCGGGAUGGUGAACAACAAAACAUUGUUCAGUUUUUGAAGACCUAGUUUUUGAAUCCCAAACUACGCUUCCGCCUUGGCUACUGGUUCAACCUAAAUAUCAUGAAGAAGCAUGUUUAUUUCAACCUGAAUACAAAGUAAUCCCAUUCAAGAAACGUUUUGCAAACCCAUGUGCAUGCAGAGAGUCGAAAGAAUCUAAUAGGUGUGUAAACUUUCCUAGCUCAGCUAGCCCAGCUGCCCUUGUUAUCUGAAAAGUUGGGGUGAAAGGGAGUAAUCCAAUAUGAUGUUGAUGGACUCGUCGCGCACAACAAUUCCUUCACCUCCCUCUAACCCGCCCUCGCUCGCUCGGUGCCUCACCCUCUCUCUCCCUCCCUGCACUCGUUCGGUGACUUGAUCCGACCCCAGAUAGCUUGAGGGUAAACAACCCAAGAUGAGAUCAGCGCGCUCAAAAAGGAAGGGGUGCGCAAAUGUCAUCGGCAAUUGAAGGGGCAGCCCAUGGAUUGAGCCAGCUCGAAAGUGUGUCCGAGAUCAACAUAGGAUUGCUCAGUUCGUCAGUUCCGAUCUGCCUCUUCCCUUCAAGGGACCUCGCGAGAAGUCUCAAGAAAGCUCUUUACCAAUACCAAUGUGUUUGACCCAAAAGAAUCAAGACCAUCAAUGAUCUCAACCCUAUCCGGUUUGAAGAAAUAGACCAAGUUCUAUCUCCUCUUUACAACAACAUAUCCUGGUGACACGGAACUAGUCUUGUAUUCAGGUAACCAAGUCACUACUCUUCUUUGGAGUGAACCUUGAAUACAUCAAUCCAAUACAAUUUACAGUAAUCAAACUCAAGUCAAGAUGAACCCAAGGCGCAUUGAAAAUCAACCUCUGCUCUCUGAAGACCGUGUUAGCUAUCAUGAUCAACGUCCUGAGCCUGACGCAAAUCAAUGUGAUCAAGAGGACGAAGUCAUCACCAUUGAAGAUGAGCCCACUGCGGUGUUAAGUUCUGAAUACGAAAACUUGGACAUCACACCUGAGCAUUGGAGUACUUCGCUCUUCGUGUGCCAGAAGAAUCGCACCAGUCGAGAGGCCACUUUGGGGAUUUUGAUUGUGGUAUGGGCUGGGUUGAUCUUCACUUUCGCCAAUGUGAUCCAAAAGGUGAUUGCUCCCGAACUUAACUUCUGGCACCUGCUCUUCUACCGCUCCAUCGCUCAACUUCUGUUUAUAUCGGGAUUCUUGAUCUAUAAGAAGAAAAGUAUCUUUCCGACCUACAACCUGCGACUUAUGAUUCGAUUAGUGACUCAGGGCAUCCUAGGAGGACUCUUGUUAUUGUGCAUCUUCGUUGCGAUCAAGAAUGUGCCCUUGGGCAACGCCUCUUCGAUUUUCUUCUGUACUCCCGUGUUCACCUUCAUCUUUGCUGUGUUCAUGCUCAAAGAACGCAUGGGUUGCUACAGAGGAUUGAUAUCUAUUCUCAUGAUCACUGGGGUGAUCCUCAUCACCCGCCCGCCAAUCUUUUUCACCAACGACGAGGCCCCUAUCAAAUGCGAUCCUCACCAAGACAAUUUCACAAUUGGAAACAUGAUGAUGGCCACCAGUGCAUUCACACCCGCCGGACCUGGGAUCUCUUACAGCGAUUUGAAAAAUCAUCAUCACCACCACCAUCACCAUCCCGAUUGUCAACACAACCAAACUAAUCCUGAAGAUUCCGUCCAUGUCGAUAAUACGAACUAUACCCUUGCGGGAUACCUUUGCUGCAUUGCCGUGCCCUGCCUCUCUGCUGUGGUUAGCAUCAUGACCCGCCAAUUGAAGGUGUUCCAUCCGGCCAUUCUCAUGUUCUGGUUUGGCGUGGGUGCCUUUGUGGUCGGAGUUGGUGGCAUUACUAUAAUGGACCAAGCCGCGGGUCUGUUCCAACUGAAAUUCGCUGAAUGGAUGUUUGUGAUUCUCAUCAUCAUUCUUGGCUUGUGGGGCAAUAUCUCGUACACAGUGGCUGUUAAAUUUGUCAGUCCGAGUAAGGCCAACGUGUUCCGCAGUUUCGAGGUGAUCUUGAACUUUGUGCUUCAAGUGACUUUGGAGCACACUCCCAUGUACGUGACAUGCAUCAUCGGAAUCAUUCUCCUCCUCUUGGCCGUGGUUUGCACGGGAUUCGAAAAUGAUGUCAUGAAGAAAUACGGCCAAAAACGAUGGAUUUGAUCCCGACCUUACUAUAGACAUUGACUUGCCUAUUCUCUUAAUACUCGAAUCGAAUAAAACUCUUGAAUAUAAAAAA
Molecule: messenger RNA, 2410 nt
Organism: Tigriopus californicus
Lineage: Eukaryota; Metazoa; Arthropoda; Copepoda; Harpacticoida; Harpacticidae
Product: solute carrier family 35 member G1-like
Exons: 3
Coding region: 1003-2334 (443 amino acids)
Cellular component (GO): membrane
Source: RefSeq, a predicted model, not a curated record